This is a messenger RNA of Boleophthalmus pectinirostris (great blue-spotted mudskipper), 3465 nucleotides long. RefSeq names its product MIS18 binding protein 1 (gene mis18bp1). The record is from RefSeq and is a predicted model, not a curated record. The coding region runs from base 218 to 3295 and encodes 1025 amino acids. The transcript is spliced from 16 exons. NCBI's taxonomy places the organism in Eukaryota, Metazoa, Chordata, Actinopteri, Gobiiformes, Gobiidae.
UGGUUAAUACGCGGGUAACAUUUGUUGAUGUUAGAUAAGCACAGAGGCAGCCAGGAGCAGAAAAUAGCAAAAGCGGAAAAGCGGAAGUGGUGUAUUUGAUGGGCAGGUCUUUUUACAUCAUGCACCACGUGACCACAGUGAAAGGAAAAUUUAAAAUUUGCGGGCAACAAGCAGCGGCUUCGGUUAGGUCCAGAAUGUAAACGGAUUAUACAAACACAUGGCGUCGUAUCACCAGAUUCAGCAUCAUUUGAGGGCUCCCUUUGAAUCUCCUGCAAAGGUCUUUGCUAAACUCAAGUCCAAAGUACAGAGAGUAGCCGUGGACGACUUUUCUGAAGAUGAAUGCCAACCUGCAGAGUUUAAAAGACCACUGUACUACACGCCAAAGAGAAGGACUGAGAGCCACGGCACGGACAAGCCUGGAGAUUUCAGCCAGAGCCUAUUGGGAAAUGGUGAGGUAACUGCGGUGACUCUUUCACCCAUAUCAAGUCCUCAAAAAAAUGACCAAUAUGUAACCGAUUGUGAUCGGAUGCAUUGUACGAACACGAAACUGAAUAUUUUUAACCCCGCGUGCACGCCAAGACGAAGAGCCCUUAUGGAGUCUACCGCUGUUUGCAGCACAACAGCUCCACAAACUCACAUGGAUGACUUUGACACAAGAGCAUCAGAUCGCUUUGUUCUCUGUGAACCUGGAGAUUUGGAGAACGCUGCCCCCCCUCGCUUCAUCACCCCCAAUUCUGUGUUUUCCCCGAUGAGAAAGAGGCUGAGGAAAAGAAAAUCGCACAAUGAACUUUGGAAUAAGCCCAACAGCAUGAUGUCAGAUACGGACUAUGUUUGUUAUCCGGAAAAAGAAAGGAAAAUCAACCCAGCGUUCAGAGAGGUUGCGCAUAUCACAAAUACAAGGAACGUGGAGCAGUUUUCGAAGGUAGCACCUAGUCACAAAGGAUGCACUGUUGACACACUUCCUCAUAAUCUAAUGAGUCCUGCCAAGAUGUUCAUUUACCUGAAAGAACGGGAGAACCAAAGGGACCAGUGUGAUGUUCCACAAGUCACAUCUUGCUCCGGGCCAGAGGUUGACCAGGAUAUUCAAAAUGAGAUGACAGUGGGACCAGAAUCUACAGCAUCUAGCAUCAGCAGACAGCAAAGUCCUAACUCUGGAUCCUCUGAUGCGGAUUUCCCUCGUGGCCCAGUGUCUGAUGUGCCUGUCCUGCUUGAAGAUCCACUUAUGCUAAACUCCCCACGAUUUUCCAUCCCCAAAACACAAGAAACUGUGUACAGGCGAGCCAAAUGGUCUUCCUGCACCACCUUUCCUAGUGAGAAUGUAAUUCACCUAAGAAAGUGGUUCAUUCGGGGAAGUCAUAAAGGUCUUUUUCUAGAUGGCAUUCACAGGGAAAAUAACAUCCCAUGGAACAGUAAUAUAAUUUUAGACAGAGUGUCUAACUCUGUUCUGAAGACGAUCUCCGGUAGGGUCUAUAUUUUAGUUGGCAAGAUGGAUUUGACUGCCCCUACACAAUUUCCAAAAUGGUUUUUGAAAUGUUUUGUCAAUGGCUUCCCCUCAAACUGGAAGGAGCUUCAUAAAAAAUAUUUGUCAGAAUCUAAGGGAAACAUGAAAAAAAGGUCUGAGGCAAAAAAUUAUAGUAAAAGCCAAAAAUCAAAGACUUCCAUGAACCAGUCUCUGAAGCAGCAGCAGCAGACAUCUCCACCCUGUCCUUCAUCCGCUGCAUCCAGCACCAAAAUGUCCCGCAGCGGCCGUGUCAUCAAGCCCCCCCUCGAAUACUGGAUGGGAGGACGAGUUAUUCUGGAUGCAGACAUGAAUGUCACUAUUCAUGACAGCUACCGAACAGUCAUUCAACCUGAGAUCAUCACCUCUAUCUCUACCAAGUCAUUUAUCUCUACAAAGCCUGAUACCUCAAGAGCCUGGGAGAAGGUUCCUAUGAAAAAUAUGCAUGAGAAGCAUGAAUCCAGUCCCGAACAGCAACUCCAGAGAAAGGUCAAGGCCCAACAGCGGAAACCUCGUCAACACAAUGUCACUGUCCUCAAGAAGACUCCAAGCCCUGUAAACACCAAUACGAACCAUCGAGUCACCAGAUCCAGCAAGAGCAGCUCACCUACGGAGAAGACCAGUGAGAACCCAGAAUCACAAGGAUCUAAAAACACAAACAAAUUGGCCACGAUAGCAAAGGGUGCUAAAGUUGGACAACGCUCUGCUUCUAGUCGACGUACACCCCCAAAUGAUACCAGCACAACAUCACAACCACUCACUAAUAAAGACAGUGUUUGUAAAAAGACAAAGGACAAAAGCACAGACAAGAGCUGGGCGAAUCUCCACUGCAAGCCCGCUCGCUCCAGCCGUUCCUCCAACUCUUCACAGGAAAGAGAGUCACGCACACAUAAGUCGCAAACAAAACCAGUGAAAGACGUGAAGACUCAGAGAAAACGGAGAACCAAAACACCUUCACAAAAAAAUGCAGAAGUCAGCGCACCAGUAGUUACACAAAAAACUGCACAGCCCAACAGGACGGGCAAAAGAAAGGCACGUAUCAAAGCAGUUACAGAACAGGAUGAAAACAAGUGGACCGAGGAGGAACUGAGGAAGCUGCAUGAAGCAGUGUCUUGUCACCCAAAGCACAUCACUGGUUACUGGACAAAGGUGGCAAUGAUGGUUGGAACACGUUCUGCAGAGGAAUGCCAAAAACAGCACACAUUCUCAAGAGCUGCCAAGACGCCUUCUAAAUAUGAGCGGAAAACAAAGAAAGGACCAUUAAAGGAGAAAGCUAACCCAGUGAUCUCUGCUCGUGUGGGAACAUUAAUGAGGAAACAACAGGUACGCGACUACCUGGAGGCCAUGCCCAAGGAAGACAUGGAUGAUAUUUUUAGCACUGCGUACAUGCAGAAUAAACGAUUUGAGGUGCCAUCUAUGUGUACAAGUGAUCAUGACUUCUCUUUGUCGGACCAAGAGCCCGUGACCCCCAAGCCCACAAUGCUCUCUGAAGCCAAGACCCCCCAGUGCUUACACAUCACCCCUAGCAUGAUGGGUUCCAGUAGCAGGAACUAUGAUGACAAGUAUGUCUUCAAGCUUCAGAAGAGGAUGAAAAAUCAUCAUCAGUUUAAUGUAGAAAAACAUGCUAAAAAGGUUAAAGGAAACUUUACUCCUAUUGCGUCUGUGAAAAAACCUAUGAGAAGAUGUGGCAACACUGAAAAUGACACCUUUGUGGUAUGGGAAAUGUUUCCAGACAAAGAAGAAACUCAGGUUGAUAGUGAUGAAGAGGAAGAUUUUUACUUCACAGAAUCCGAUUAAAACCAUGUAGAUGGUACAGUGUUUAUGACCAGGUUAAAGCAUAUUCAUGUGGGUUACUGCUAACAAGACUGUAGAAACAUUGUGAAUAAUUAAAGUUAAAAUGUAUCUAUAUCAAAAUGGCAAUUUUAAAUGUCUAAAUUUCAUUUUAAUGAAUAAACUCUUUAAGGAAA